Messenger RNA from Tachysurus fulvidraco (yellow catfish), 1777 nucleotides. It is a transcript of the gene sla2b, whose product is annotated as Src like adaptor 2b. Gene Ontology annotation, molecular function: protein binding. Bases 320 to 1108 code for a protein of 262 amino acids. The record is from RefSeq and is a predicted model, not a curated record. Lineage: Eukaryota; Metazoa; Chordata; Actinopteri; Siluriformes; Bagridae. The transcript is spliced from 8 exons.
GUUUUUCAUAUCUGUGAACCACAGAAGGAUUGACAGUUUCUUAGAGCACAUACAUUUUUCUGCUCCAGGCUUCAUCAAAUGCUGCCUGAUCUUAAAGUCACCUUGUUUCUCUGAUUUCACUCUUGCAGCUACACAUCACAGCUCCAGUUCUCAGCGUGUCGACAGGAGCCAGAGUGAGUUGUUUCUCAGACAUUUUUUUUGUUGUUCAACCCAGUCAUAAAGGAGCUAAACGGAUGAUCUGUAUCCACUGACGAGAAACGACUGGUAUCUCAGCUUGGCAGAGAAAUAUGAGCCUGCAGUUCUGCUGAUCAGGAGCAUCAUGGGCAGCAGGCCAAGUAAAGGGAGGCGUAACAGUGUCCAUCAAACACCUCUGCUGAGUUCGGAUGAAUGCAUUGAGCCCCACACCAUGGAUGGCAGGUACGUAGUGGUUGCUCUGUAUAACUACCCGUCAGGAAGUCCCACCGAGUGCAGUAUCAGAUUUGGGGAGAGGCUCAACGUGGUUUCUGAUGAAGGCGAGUGGUGGAAAGUGAGUUCUUCAGCUACAGGAUUUGUGAGCUACAUCCCCAGCAACUACACAUGUAAAGUGUUUAACAGGUGGCAGUUUGUAGGUCUUAACAAACAGAAGGCAGAGGAGCUACUUCGUCACUCCCACAAUCAGCCUGGCUCCUUUCUCAUUAGAGAGAGCCAGACCAUACCUGGUGCUCACUCACUCUCAGUACGAACUGAGAACGAUUCCAUCAAACACUACCGUAUCCACAGCAUAGAGAAUGGCUGGCACUACAUCUCUCCCCGCCUCACCUUCCCCAGUCUCACACAUCUUGUCGAGCACUACUCUGAAGUUGCUGAUGGUCUGUGCUGUGUGUUAAGAGAGCCAUGCUUCAUUCAAGGCUCCAAUAAUGUUCCGGUUGUAAGCGGCCCUCCUCCUCUAGCAGUCAGAAAACCCACCAUCAACUGGAAAGAUGUCAACAGCUCUAUGAUCUUUGGGCCCAAAAAGGAAGGUGUGGAAGAGUCGCUAGUCAGUGAAGGUCUGAAGGAGUCCAUCAAUUCCUACCUUUACAUGACAGAAAACAGUGACUGUGAGGUAUGUUCUGGAAACUGGGACACGUGACCUCGCAGGACACCCGAAAGAACAGAAAAGGGUUAAAGCAGAGUAACGUGAUGGACGGACUUUACUGUUUCUCACUUCCUGCUGGGACAUGAGGGAGCUUUGCACUGACAAACACAGAUCACAGGAAAAAGGCUUGGUCAUGGACAUGAGCGUAGAAAAGAGCUCGGCUCAGUAGAAGUGCAAAACUCCUGGAACGGAAGAGGCAGCAUUUUCCUGUAGUCCAAAUUCACACUGAAGUCAUCGCACUUCUUCCAGUGUGGGCGAUGGAGAUAUUUAGCAUCGCAGAUUUCUGUGUGGUCUUGUUCCUGAAGAUGUGAAUGAUAAAAAAAAGAACGAAACAGAGAUGUAGAAGCGACAGUGGGAGUCUGAAAGCAGCGUGUGCAGCCAUUUGUGCUGCUCACACAAUUCUGGAACAUUCUCAUUUUAUAUGGACUUUUAUAUGGACAAUAUCAUCAUCAUCAUCAUCAUCAUCAUGGGGAAACUCCAUUAUUUCCUGCUGAUUUUAAAAGGAUAAACUGAAUUGUUGGUUUUAUACUGAAUUAAGGUUUUGAUCAUUUCUGAGUACAGUACAGCUGUAAAUUCACUAUGUACACACUUUGUACUGAUUGCUGAUUGUGUUCCAACACUGCAGUCACGUGUUACUUUAAAGCUGCUUAAAGAAAAGCUUAA